GUAGGAACUCAGGAAGGUAGAUCGAUUAGGAAGAUCAUCAUAAUAACUUAAUGUGAAAAGACAACAAUGUACUACACAUGCAUGGAACUGUGAUGAAAGUUUAAAAAGAUAGUUAUGGCUGCAAAGUAUGUUGCAAGCAACGAUAGCGACGUGGAAGAAUUAGACAUUGGUCAGCAAAAUGAAAAGUCAGAGGAGAAAGAAAGAUACCCCUUGCAUAUUUACUCUGAGGAGGAUUUUGUAGAUUCAUCACAAUUUAUGGAAUCUGGUGUACCGAGCAAAAUCUCGGAUGAAGAAUAUAAUUAUGUUCAUAGUCAUCGAGGUUACAGAUGUACAGAAUCAAGGGGACGGCCAGGUAUGCACAGGUCAUCAAGAAGAGGUUAUAAAUCAGUAGGUCAUGCACAAUCAACUCACGGUCGAUAUGAGAAAGAACUUCAUAACCACCGUGGACUUAAUGAUCGGGGUCGAGGGCGUUCUCAGGGGCGGAGAAAUUUCAGGAGAUUCCCAUUUUACAAUCAAGACGAAGAGAAAUGGACAGACAACGAAAAUGCUGAUGAAAAUUUAAAUGAGGGAAAGACGCACAAUCAAGUACAAAUCCGUAGAAUGGGCUACAAAAGACUGAAAGACUUAGACAGUUCAUCAAGGAAUGCUGACGAAAUUCUUGUAGCUUUAGUUACAAAGAGAAAUGGAUUUAGUUCUCUUUUAAGUCAGAAAUUAAAACCAGAUUGGAUGAUAUUGGUAAUUUCACUUCUUGUGAAAUCGUUCCGAUCCGAAAAACAUCAAACAAAGCUGGAACUUGUGGCUCUAUUAGAUACAUCGAAUUUCAUAAUGGUUAAUCUUCUCCUUUUCCUUGGAGAGAUAGAACUUGAGCAAAUAAAGUUACAAGACAUUGAAUUUUCUUCUUUAAUGGAAAACGUCUGUUCGUUGACCCAAACAUUAAUUCAACGAAUGCAAAGCCAUGUAUCUCAGUGGAGCAUUUUAAUAGAAUAUUUAGAUAGAGUAGUGGACAAAAAUUCUGACAGAAUCCUUCAUUACAAACCCGAGGUCAUUACAAAUAUGAAAGAAUUUAAAGCUGUAAAAGAUGGGAUUCAAAAAGGCGAUUAUAAAAAGACGAUAACAAUACCAGAUGAUGAUAGUGAAUCACUAAAACCACCUGAAGACUUCAGAGAACUCUCCGUCCUUCCCGAAAUGAAAGAUUUUGAUUUCAAUGAAAAGCCCUUUCUAAGGGCUAACAAAAUAAAAGGUGGAUAUGAAAAUUUGGACCAUUACUUGGAUAUUCAGUUUAGAUUGCUUCGAGAAGAUUUUUUACGGCCAUUGCGAGAUGGAAUAAAGGAAUACAAAAAGCAAUCAGUGUCCAAAAAUCUUCGCAAAAAAGUUGGAGAUGUGAGAAUUUAUACUAACGUUCAGAUAGUGCGCCCAGUGUGUAGAGAUGAGGGCAUCGCACAUUUGAUACGUUUAGAUAUGACAAAGCUUAGAAAUGUACGGUGGGAAUCUUCAAGAAGAUUAAUGUAUGGGGCACUACUGUGUUUGUCUCAAGAUGGUUUCCAAAAUAUUCUUUUUGCAAGUGUUACAGAUCGUAAUGAGAGAAUGUUGGAAAAUGGCGAAAUAGAAGUCAAGUUUCAAGAAAAAGAUCUAAGCAAUGUUGAAAAAGCAACAGCAAAUAACUUGUUUGUUGUGGCUGAAACCACUGCAUACUUCGAAGCUUACAGACAUGUACUGGAGGGCAUGAAAGAAAUAACACAAGAAAUGCCAUUUCAAAAGUAUAUUGUACAUUGUCAAGCAAACGCAAAGCCUCCCAAAUAUCUUUUGUCUUCAGGCGUUUUGCUUUAUGACUUUUCAACUCUCCUUCAAAGAGAAGACGCUGAUAAGAUACCUGUAGACAUUUCUUGUUCCGAAAUUAAAAGCAGAGAUCGAUUUGAGAUUCCAAUACUCAGUACAUCAAAAUGGCCUUCCGCAGAGACAUUACAUUUGGAUCAUUCGCAACAUAAAGCUCUUCAGUUAGCUUUAACUAAAGAAAUCGCAUUGAUCCAAGGUCCCCCAGGGACCGGAAAGACUUUCCUUGGAAUGAAAAUUGCACAAAUGUUAUUAUUUAAUAGAGAUAUUUGGGCUGAAAAGGAAAAACAAGAGCCAAUUUUGGUAGUUUGUUAUACUAAUCAUGCACUAGACCAGUUUCUUCUUGGCAUAAAAAAAUAUACCAAAAAGCUUGUUCGAAUUGGUUCUCGAUCAAAAGUUCCGGAACUUGAAGAGUACACUUUAACUUCGUACAGAAAAAAGGCAAAAUAUGCGCGAAUUUUAUCACAGGCCGUCUAUGACAGAAAAAUUAUAUUUGACAUUUGGGUUAACCAAAAGUUGGACGCCGACGACGACGACGACGACGGAAUCUAUGGUCGCUAUGUCUCGCUUCGCGACAUUCGUCGCAGGCGAGACAAAAACGACUGUUAUCACGAUAUGGAAGACCACCGGAAAGCCAUUGAAAGUGUAAGCAGAAAAAUCAAAAGUGUAAAACUAGGCAUUCUUUCCAUCGAAGAAUUGGAAGCUGUUGUUUCCAAAAAACAUUUUGCAGAAUUAAAAAAAGAAAACGGCACUUCCAUUGAUGAAUGGUUAGAAAUUGAUAGAGAGAUGUCCCUCCUCAAGAGCUUUGGUAAAGGAACUGAAGAAGAAAAAGCUCUGAGGAAGAAAUAUGACAUACUGAUACAGUGGGAACAGGAACUAAUCAGAGGCAAGAAAAUCAACCCCAUACCAUUGAAACUACUCAACCGUUAUCAAAAUCCUUGGCGAUUAAAUUUAAGACAAAGGGGGAGUCUUUUCAAAGCUUUAUUAUCAGAAUUUAGGGCGGGGGUGAAAAGGCAUUUGGACAUAAUUCUCAAACAAUACAACAAUGCACUUAAUCAUCAUCGCAUGCCGUUUGCACAAGUUGAAAUGACCAGGUGUGUUCAAGAAAUCAAUUAUUCAAUAGCCAUUUUACACGCGAGUGAAAAAGAAAUUAUAGACGAAGAAGUCAUGAAAUCAUUUGUCCAUCCUUUUCUGGGUAAACUGAUUACGGAGAUACAGAGGUAUGCACAGUCUUCAAAGGCUUUCUUUUUGUGGCUAUGUUUUGAUGGAUCAACAGAGAGCUGCAAUCGUAUCGCUGAAAUAUUUGAGGGGAAAAUAAUUGAAGACAGUGAAAGCGAUGACGAGGAUUUUGAUGACCGCAUUAUUGAUGAAGACAACCCACACAGAAGUAACACUGACUGGAGGACAAAUGAAAUUGAAUCUCCAAUGACGACUAUUCUUUCAAAAGCAUCUGUAGAAAUUCUCUCAGAUAAUUUAAACCUUUCUGAAAGGUCUACAUGGAUGGAACAUAUUUUCAAACAACAUAUUCGAAUAAAACUCAAAAAGGUUUUGACCUGCAGUGAUGCGAUGACAAAAAACGAAAGUGAAGACAUUGAAGACGUUUGGGAUCUAUCUUUAGACGACAGAAGAAGAUUAUAUAGAUAUUGGGUUGAUCAGUACAUAAUUGCAAAGAAACAAUCAAUAAAAGAAACUGAACAAGAGUACAACGAAAAAUGUAAAGCUUACAAAGAAGCUCUAGAUUUGGAAAGUGUUGAAAUAAUGGCAGGAGCCGACGUUCUUGGUUUGACAACAACCGGGGCCGCGAAAUUUCGGAGUAUUCUGCAGUCCAUUAAACCCAAAAUCAUUAUUGUUGAAGAGGCAGCAGAAGUGCUGGAGUCACAUAUUGUUACCACUAUCAACUCUGAAUGUCAACACAUGAUUCUUAUUGGGGACCACAAACAACUGAGACCUACACCUACUGUUUAUAAAUUAGCAAAACAAUACAACCUUGAAAUAUCAUUAUUUGAAAGAAUGGUUACUAAUGAGUUGAAUUUUGUCACUCUGAAUUUACAACACAGAAUGCGCCCAGAAAUUUCUGUUCUUAUGAAACACAUAUAUCCAGAAUUAAAGGAUCAUCCGUGUGUUCUUAAUUAUGAUAGAGUACGUGGAAUUACAUCAAAUUUGUUUUUUAUUGACCAUGAUGAACCCGAGGAGAAAAACCUCGAAACAAAAAGUCGGUCAAACUUGCAUGAAGCUAAAUUUGCGAAAAGAUUAUGCAGAUAUUUACUAGAUCAAGAUUAUCAACCAGAGGAUAUUGUUAUUCUCACACCAUAUACAGGUCAGGUGUUAGUUUUGAAGCAAGAAAUACCUAAACAUGAAUCUGGAGGGGUAAAAAUUACAUCAGUGGACAAUUUUCAAGGAGAAGAAAGUGAUAUCAUCAUUCUAUCUUUGGUGAGAAGCAAUGAAGAACAUAAAGCUGGAUUCUUAAAGAUAGACAACAGGAUAUGCGUUGCUCUCUCAAGGGCUCGAAAAGGCUUAUUUGUCAUUGGCAAUUUUAGUGUUUUUGAAGAAGAAAGUGAAUUGUGGCAGAAAAUUAUUGGUAUGGUCAAAAGUGAAGAUAAGUUUGGAAAAGCAUUGAAGCUGAGAUGUGAAAAUCAUUCGGAUUUCAUCUGCUGUGUUCAAAGUGAUACAGAUUUUGACAAAAUGCCUUUAGGUGGCUGUGGAAAGCCUUGCAAUAUAUACCUACAAUGUGGCCACCAGUGCUUGCAAAAUUGUCACAAUAAAGAUCCAGAACAUAAGACGUAUAAAUGCACACAGCCAUGUAAUAAAACAAUUUGCCAGCUGGGGCAUAUAUGCAAAAAACAAUGUUUUAAGGACUGUGGAAAAUGCAUGGAACUUACCAGGAAACCAAUGAAAACUUGUCAGCACGAAAAUAUAAUGCCUUGUUCCGAAGAUGUUUCUGAUUUCAAAUGUAUGCAACUUUGUAAUCAAAUGCUUCCCUGUCAGCAUACUUGUCAAGGAAAAUGUGGGGAAUGCAAUCAAAUGAAAGAACAUCGUCCAUGUGAAGAAAUAUGCAGAACAGUACUUAUUUGUGGACAUACCAUGGAAGGUCCGUGUUUCCAAAUCAGAGCUCGCCCAUUGUGCACAGAGAAAUGCAAUGUGAUUCUUUUGUGUGGCCAUGCUUGUUCGGGGGCGUGUGGGGAGUGCAUGGAAGGUCGGCUACACAUACAAUGCCAACAAACCUGUGGAAAAACACUUAUAUGUGGACACAUUUGCAAGCAAAAGUGUGUGGAAGGAUGUCCAUCAUGCAAGAAAAAAUGCGAGUUUUCAUGCCGCCAUACAAAUUGCACCAAAAUUUGUGGGGAUAUUUGCGAUCCAUGUGAAAGACGAUGUGCAAGGGGAUGCAAGCAUGCCAAAUGCAUUAAGCAUUGCAACGAAAAAUGCAGUAUCCUUCCAUGUACAUUUCCUUGUGUAAAGGUCAGAGAAUGUGGUCAUCAAUGCCCUGGACUUUGUGGAGAAAAAUGUCCCCCUUACUGUAAAAUUUGCGACAACGUAUGCGUCAUGCAAUCGACAGGACAACAAUGUUGCCUUGAAGAACACGAACAAAUAAUUACGUUAGACAGUUGUGGGCAUACGUUUGAAGCACAAACUUUAGAUAACUACAUAUUCAAUAAAGAAAAGAGGCCAUAUAGCAUUCUUGAUGUUAAAACAUGCCCUUCAUGUGAAAAACCGGUAAAUGGAACAGACAGGUAUAAAAGUGUUUACGAGGAGAGUAGGAAAAAUAUUGUAGAAAUAACCAAAUAUUUAAAUGAAAAACUUGCUUACAGUAAUUUCAAAGGUGAACAUCAGAGAGUACUGAAAAUGUCCAAGUCCUUAGGAGAAACUGACGAAACUGUUAAAAGAAUUAUUUUACCAUUAGUAAAAGAAAAAACAUAUGUCCCAGGGUCUCACCAAAUACAGCUUGCCUUGAUACAAAUUGAAAUUUUAUCAGCUGUACAUAAAAUUCUUCAGCUCAUGUCUGGUUCUGUCAUUGAAGGAACCAAAGAAGAGAAACACGUGGCAACAAAACUUUAUGUUAUUCGGGAUUGGCUGUUGAAAAGCGUAGAAACACGAUAUGAAAAAGGACAGAAACAUCACAUUGUUGUUGACAGAUCUUGCUUUACCAAACAAGAAAUACAAAAUGUCUCCUCUAUUCUAAAAGAACUUGUCUAUUUGGUAGAGUUUUUAUUGUUAUCAAAUUCCGAAUCCUUGUCUGGAGAAAACAUUUACAUGAUUACAUAUGGAUCAAAAAUACGUCCAUUUCUGGCUGGAAAGUCGCCAUUAGAUGACGAGUUAAAAAAGAUUUUAAAUCUUAUAGCUAUAAAGAGUGGAAACGAAAUUGUGUGGGGUGAAACCAUAACAAAGAAUAUAGAGAGCAGCUUCGCCAAUUCUUUUAAAGCUACAUGGGAAAAGGGUGUUUGGUUCAAAUGUAAAUAUGGACACAUUUCGCAUUUACCAAACGGCAAAGGUAAGUGUGGUUCCUGCAAUAUAAAAAUUACUACGGUUGUAAGUCUUAAAGGACCCAAUACUGUGCCGACCUUGUCUAUCGCUGGAGAAAUUGGAAAAAUCUGGAAACCUUCAGCGCAGAGUUACAGGGAUGAUCAAAACCGUAAGGAUAAAAAAGGAUUCAAAGGACAAUCAAAACAAAUGAACAGAGACUCCCACAGAGGUGUUCAAGACAGGCAACAAGCAAAGCGAUUAAAUUACAGGGAAGCAAAGGAAAGUGAUGCGACCCAAGAUACGCUGAAAGAAAAAAAUAUUGAACUGAAAAUGGACCCAGCUAUCAUUAAAAGAUGUGAUAAAGGUCAUAUUAUGCGGACAGAUGAAUCAACCUGCACAUACUGCAACCCUCAAAGAUCCAAAGCAUGGGCAGAACAAUACAAGUCUUGGAGUUGAAUUAACAGUUAAAUUAACGGUAUAGAAUGAAAAAGAUAGUGACUUUGAUGACGAACUGUUGUUGACAAUAAGCAAAAUAUUUAAUAUAUUGUUUUUAGUUUUAAAUCUUCAAUGAUUAUUGAUUUUAAAAGAACCUUUAGCAUUUUGUAUAAGUAAUUUUGAGCUUGAAUACUGUUCGAUAUCUCCAUGCCAUAUUUAGUUUUUACUCUAGAAUUGCGGCACAAAAGUUCCUCCUUACGACGCGAUUUCCAAUCUACCAUGCGACGUAGAGACUGAAAGACUUUAGUUAUGAUUUUUGAAAAUAUGUUAUAAAAGCACUUACAAUUGUUUAAAAAGUUUUGUGAUUGCUUUGAUUUAUUUAUACUCUGAUAUCUGA
Saccostrea cuccullata (small rock oyster) is the source of this 7120-nucleotide messenger RNA. RefSeq names its product NFX1-type zinc finger-containing protein 1-like. Gene Ontology annotation, cellular component: nuclear RNA-directed RNA polymerase complex. Gene Ontology annotation, molecular function: helicase activity. The record is from RefSeq and is a predicted model, not a curated record. Gene Ontology annotation, biological process: regulatory ncRNA-mediated heterochromatin formation. Bases 115 to 6744 code for a protein of 2209 amino acids. The transcript is spliced from 6 exons. NCBI's taxonomy places the organism in Eukaryota, Metazoa, Mollusca, Bivalvia, Ostreida, Ostreidae.